Molecule: messenger RNA, 816 nt
Organism: Penicillium alfredii
Lineage: Eukaryota; Fungi; Ascomycota; Eurotiomycetes; Eurotiales; Aspergillaceae
Exons: 2
Coding region: 1-816 (271 amino acids)
Source: RefSeq, a predicted model, not a curated record
AUGAAGCUGACGACGUCACGCUAUCUGGAUGGGGGCGUGUACGCGUACCAGGUUUCCGGCAGCGUGGACGGGCCACUGGAGCCCAUCGCAAUCUAUCCGGUCAAAUCUGAGGACGAGAUAUUGAAUCACGCAGUGGCCCCAAAUUUGGACCGGGCAACCUACGCCACUCGCCAUAACGUUGUGUGCAUUGACCAUGACGGUAGCGGUAUCUGGCGCUAUAGCCUGGAGCCUCGCUCCGCCCGGAGUAGCGGACAUUCCCCCAGCUGUGUAUUCUCCCUCGACGGAAAUUUGGUGUGGGUGUAUCGCCCGGAUGCGAUGGCCGAUCGUGGCCCUGAUAUGUUGGUAGUGGGCGAGGGUCAAGAUGGGGUGAGAUUUUACCGAGCGUCACUCACCGGCGAUGACAUGAACCUGCACCCCUACGAAUGGAUCGAUCGUUUCUUGAUCGACGUGGCGCCCGACGGGCAGAGUUUCAUGACUGUUGAUCACGGCCGUGAGGAUGUUGCAUUUCAUGUUUUUCCUAGUGGUGAGGUGAUCUCACACCUCUCCGUGGAUGAUUUUGGGUAUGAGUACGGGGAAUCAUUCAUGGACUGGAGCGGUGGAUUCCUCGACGCAGACAGGGUCAUCGUCUCUAUUGUGGGCGAGACUGAUAAUCAGGAGUGGCACCAUCACCAUAGUAUUGAUCUUCGCACUGGUAUUUUGCUCGGUCGCCUCGAGGCACAUUCACGCGAUAGCUAUGAUUUUGAAGCCCUGGGUGAUGGCACUUGGAUCGUCUCAGACCCUGGUGGCAAACCAGUUCGCUACCGAUUGUCCAACUGA